AUGACAAAACUAACGAAAAAUGCUUCUGAUAGACUUAUAAAUUUAUUAUACACAGCGACAUCAAGAGACGUUGCAACUAAGAUACCGAUUAUUAAAAAGCAUUUGUAUGAACUGAUUAACAAAGAUAAAGAAAUCCGAGGAUCUAUUCUAGAUGACUUGAUGGAAAAUCAGUGGAAACAGAAACCCAUGGAAAAGGCGACAGUGGAUAUAGAAGGUGUGGUGAGCACUAAACGGAAGUCAAAUAUAUUGAAAUUCAAGUGCCAAAAUUCAUAUAUAAGUGAAUUUGACUUUUACAAUAUAUAUCCGAUUUCGAGAGAGAGGACAUAUCUACUACCAAGAGACAUAUACAAAGGCAUAACUUUUGAAGUUAUUAAGUCUCGCAAUCCCUUUAAUUUAUUGCAUAAUGGACUGUACUACCUAAUAUUCAGCAGCUAUGUUCAUGCUUGUACAUAUUUACUAGAGACUUUCAAUAAGUCGAUUAAUGGAUUUCGAUUGAAUAUGGAAUUCGUGGAGCCCAGCUCUAAUGAAUUAAAAUACAUGACAUCACCUUACUUGGAUCACUCAAUUAAUGAUGUUUUACAUCACUCAGUAAAUCCUUUUGCUCUGGCAGAUCCUGGAAGAGUUCCUGUGCUUGAAAUUUUCAAGUAUUCUAAUUCGAAAUCUUCUAUCAUUAAAAAAAUUCUCGAGUUGGAGAAAAAGAGGCAUCAGAAAGAAUAUCACACAUUUGCAAAAGACCCUACUAGCUCCCUUCUCGCUGACUUAGUGGAUAAGGAAACAAGACAAAGCUCUGUCUUAGUUCGUAACUUGCCCUUUGGGACUUCAAGAUUUGCUUUGCCUAAAUUAUUAUGGAAUUAUGAAAUGGCGCCACUUGAAGACGACUUCAAUUGUUACACUACAAUCUUAAGCGAUCCCAUUAGACAGGUAAAUUUGCAUUUGAUCAGAUUCGCUAACAAAAGUAAUGCAAGAAGAUUCGUGAGGAACUUCCAUGGAAAAAGAUGGGAGAGUGUUCAAUCUAGGAAAGAAAAGCCUCUUUACGAACCUAUACUAUGCGAGAUUGUAAAUUAA
Messenger RNA from Priceomyces carsonii, 1065 nucleotides. RefSeq lists its product as uncharacterized. Lineage: Eukaryota; Fungi; Ascomycota; Pichiomycetes; Serinales; Debaryomycetaceae. The transcript has a single exon. The record is from RefSeq and is a predicted model, not a curated record. Bases 1 to 1065 code for a protein of 354 amino acids.